This is a messenger RNA of Clarias gariepinus (North African catfish), 1884 nucleotides long. RefSeq names its product neurexophilin 2b (gene nxph2b). The record is from RefSeq and is a predicted model, not a curated record. Gene Ontology annotation, molecular function: signaling receptor binding. Lineage: Eukaryota; Metazoa; Chordata; Actinopteri; Siluriformes; Clariidae. Bases 548 to 1339 code for a protein of 263 amino acids. The transcript is spliced from 3 exons.
UCGAGUCACUUAUAAUGUUUUGUGUAACAUUAUAAUGGUAUGUGUGUGUGUGUGAGGGAGAAAAGUCUGACUAAAAUCCAGUCCUCUGUAAGAUGCAGUGAAGGCUGUGGUGUUCUCGCUCGUGAUUGGUGGAAAACUAUCCGAACUCGAAAUCUCUGUCCAAUCGGAAACGGCGCGUGCUGCCCGGCGCGCGACACCUGCUCCGAGGUGGAACAGGGAGAACGUGCGGGACUUCAAACCGCGAGCGCGUGCGCGCACGAGCUGAGGACAUGAUGCGCUCCGAGCGGAUCUGAUGGUGACUCUCCUCCCUCCAGCACCUGGGCUUUGAUCCGCCGCUCUGCUCCACACUAAUGCUGCGUCUCCUGUAGCUGGAACAACAUGCACGGAGUUGAGCUGUGAGUCGAUCAUGGAACCUCAUCAUACUCGUACAAACUCGGAUUAGUCUAGCGUCUGCAGAAGGUCAGAAGUUUUUAUUCUGAAUCCUGAAGAGCAGCUUAAUCAGUGGACCUGGUUUUUAAGGCACUUGCUUAAGUUAAAAACCCUAAAGAUGAAGCAUCUCUCAGCUCUGCUCUCAGCUCUGCUGGUUUUGUUCUUGCACAUGGUCAUGUGUGAUGCAGAGCCCAGUGCAGCAGUAGCUCCGGUAGGAUGGAGGGAAAACGAAAAGGAUAAAAGCAUUUCCCGGCACAGUUCCCACUCGGACCUCCUCAAACCCCUGUGGCUUUACUCGCACCUGUCCUUAACCAGCGAAGCCCCCCAGCAGCUCGCGGUCCAAGAUCUGUGGGCUUGGCUGUUCAAUCGCACAGAGGAGAACGAACAGAGUCUGACUAGAGCCAAGCGGCGACCCAUCGUCAAGACGGGCAAAUUCAAGAAGAUGUUCGGUUGGGGUGACUUCCAUUCCCAUAUUAAGACAGUCAAGCUCAACCUGCUCAUCACGGGCAAGAUCGUCGACCACGGCAAUGGCACGUUCAGCGUCUACUUCCGUCACAACUCCACAGGCCUCGGCAACGUCUCGGUGAGCCUGGUGCCCCCCUCCAAGGUUGUGGACUUCGAGAUCACCCAACAGGAAACUCUGGACGUCCAUAAAGACACCAAGUCGUUCAACUGCAGGGUGGAGUACGAGAAGACCGACCGGAGCAAGAGGACGUCGUUUUGCACCCACGACACCGGCAGGGUGUGCUUCCAGGAACAGACGCAGAGCCACGUCUCCUGGCUCUGCUCCAAGCCCUUUAAAGUCAUCUGCAUCUACAUUGACUUCUUCAGUGCUGACUACAAACUGCUGCAGAAAGUCUGUCCGGACUACAAUUACCACAGUGACAUGCCUUACACUUCGAUGGGGUAGAGUUUCAAACUCGCCCCGAGCGUACCGUACAUGUCUGUGGAGUUGAGUUUCUGUCAUCACAGCCCACAUUUCCUUGUUCCCUUGUCGUAAUUAGAGGGCUGAAGUUGAGUCAACUAAGCUGAAGGACCUGCUGUGAGCAAGCCUCACUCGAGAUUUAAGGAAUCUUAAGAAUCUAUAAAGUGUUUAAACCCUGAACCCAGCUUUUGAUAAUGUUCCAUCUUUUGCAUGUUCUGAGCAUUUAAAAAAAAAAAAAAAGUGUUGUAAUAGUAUCUGUAAAUUUGGUCAAAAGUGGACAUACACACGUACAAAAAAUCGCACACUUACCUAAUGAGUGUCAAAACUCAUUUAUUCACCUUGAACCAUGAAUUCUUACCAGAUAAAAGGAAGAAAAAAAAAGAUGUUUUUGAUGUCUAUUAUGACACGACCCCUUUACAUGUGUUCAGUGACGUCUUUAUGCUGUGUGCUGGAAAGCAAACCAUAAGAUGAUUACGAAAAGUACGGCUAUUCUUGAUUCAUCCUGUACAAAUCAUUCUGAUCAUUAAAAU